AUGAAUUUGUCGGGUAUUCAUCAGACGAUUCGAGAUAUCCUCGGAUCGUCAAAACAUAAUGGCAUUCUCUCCGUACUUGUUCAGCUGAUAAGCUUUGUGCUACUAUUCAACGUUACUGCAGCAGCAUCAGGCGCCGUUCCAGCAGCAGUGUUCACGUUUGGGGAUUCGUUAGUCGAUACAGGGAACAACAACUACGUAGUCACCAUUGCGAAGAGCAACUUCCCGCCAUAUGGGAGAGAUUUCCCCGGCGGGAAACCCACCGGAAGGUUUAGCAAUGGCAGACUCUUCCCUGACUUCAUAGCUGAAACGUUAGGUGUGAAGAACCUGUUACCGGCUUAUAAGGAUCCGACCCUGCAAAUGAAAGACCUUCUCACCGGUGUCUCGUUCGGUUCCGCGGGUGCUGGUUACGAUCCUCUCACCUCCCAACAAAGAGGGUCGAUAACAAUAAAGAAUCAGCUUGAGAUGUACAGAGAGUACAAGAGCAACAUAACUGCAAGCGAGGGGAAAGAAAGAGCAGGCAACAUCACAUCCACAAGUCCCCACAUGAUCCUGCUAGGGAGCAACGACAUGGCCAACCAGCUCAGCAGAUCCCUAUACGGCAUCGAUACGUACACUGAUAUCCUCGUCGGAUUAGCUCUGGACGUGUACAAGGUUCGACGAUCCGGUCUCCAUUCACUCAAUUCAAUUCGAUCACAGGAGCUCUACGGGCUCGGCGCGAGGAGAAUCGGGGUGGUGGGUGCGGCUCCAAUCGGUUGCGUUCCUCGCGAGAGGGUGACCGGCGACGGGCUGCUAAUACUGGAGAGGAACUGCGCGGAGGAAUUGAAUGACGCCGCGAAGCUCUUCAACUCCAAGCUCUCCACGGCUGUUUCCUCGCUGAAUGCAGAGCUUCCGGGAGCGAAGAUUGUGUACUUCGACAUUUACAGCCCCGCGCUUUCCCUCAUACAGAACCCAGCUCCGUAUGGGUUUGAAGAGGUGAAAAGAGGCUGUUGUGCCACCGGAAACAUCGAGCUUGGGAUACUCUGUGUUGUUCCAGGUACUUGCCCUGAUGCUAGCAAGUACCUGUUCUGGGACAGUGUUCAUCCCGGGGAGAAAGCUACCAGAAUCAUCAGUGAUCAAACUUUUGGUUCUUCGAGUUUGAGCUCACUGUUGGGUUAAUUUCUGAAGCAGUUGAGAGGGAUAAGUUGAUGAUUUAGUCGUUGUUGGUAUGAGUUUGAUGAAUAAUGAUUUGAUUAAUAAAA
Molecule: messenger RNA, 1238 nt
Organism: Linum tenue
Lineage: Eukaryota; Viridiplantae; Streptophyta; Magnoliopsida; Malpighiales; Linaceae
Source: the annotation of a GenBank genome assembly